This is a messenger RNA of Felis catus (domestic cat), 2031 nucleotides long. It is a transcript of the gene MANSC1, whose product is annotated as MANSC domain containing 1. Lineage: Eukaryota; Metazoa; Chordata; Mammalia; Carnivora; Felidae. The transcript is spliced from 4 exons. Bases 240 to 1565 code for a protein of 441 amino acids. The record is from RefSeq and is a predicted model, not a curated record.
CGGCCGGCCGGGAGCUGCGGAGCAUCCCUGCCAACCUCGCCGAUACCCUCGCGCGGAUCUGCCGCUCCUUCCUCGGGAGCGCGUCGGGGCUGCCCUCGCGCGGGUGGGACACGGGAGCCCCCGGGUCGCGGAGCUUCCAGAGAGAAAUUCCAUGAUCUGUACAAUCUUCUUGAAGCAAACUCAGACCAGAGGGAGGAUUAUCCUUGACCUUGGAAGACUAGGCUAAAUUGAAAUUUAAAAUGUUCUUUAGGGAAGAAUGGGGCUUGAGUUACACUUUUGUGGUAAUUUGCUUCCUGACACUGAGGCUGUCCACCAGUCAGAACUGCCACACGAAGAGUCUAGAAGAUGUUGUCAUUGACAUCCAGUCAUCUCUUUCAAAGGGAAUUAGAGGCAAUGAACCUGUACAUACGUUAACUCAGGAAGACUGCAUUAAUUCUUGCUGUUCAACGAAAAACAUAACAGGAGACAAAGCAUGUAACCUGAUGAUCUUCGACACUCGAAAAACAACUAGACAGCCCAACUGCUACCUAUUUUUCUGUCCCAGCGAGGAAGCCUGUCCCCUGAAACCAGCAAAGGGACUUAUGAGUUACAGGAUAAUUAGAGACUUUCCAGCUCUGGCUAGAACUCAUUUGCCAAGCCAAGAGUUAACCCAAGAAGGUUCUCUCAUCCAUGGCCAGUCUCCGCAGGUGAUCACUCCCACACCCCCUCCUGUGACAGGUUAUUCAGAGUCCACUGACAGCUUACAGAAAGGUGCCUUUUCUCAGAAGUUGGGGUCCUCAGAUCACUUGGAGAAACCAUUCGAGAUUGAUCAAGCGAGUACACGGUUCCCUGUUGAUAAAGAAAAGGGCCAUUCUCAGAGUUCACGGUUUUCUUCAGAACAAAACAUAGCUCAUCUGCUGCCCGAAAAGGUGACAACACUCCCCACUACCCAGGCUGUUUCCUCUCUGCAUAUCACCUCUGCCGCUCCAAAGCCUGCAUUUCCCCCCACCACCAAUGCUCCGGUGAUACCUUCUGUGACUUUUGAACCAGAGGGGGCCACCUCAGCUCCACCCCUAGCAGUGGUCACGUCUCAGCCCCCCACAAGCCUCUUGUCUACAAUGUUGACACAUGCCGAAGUUACACCCAAAGCUGGCGUUACUACGACAACCAUCUUUGAGGCACCUACGGACUGGAAAGGCCCCCCAGAAACAGUGCCGGUUAGAGAAAUUUCCAACCUAUCUUUGAACGCAGAGGAUGCCUAUAGCCCUGUUACGCUUUCUUUGUCAACUGUGGAUUCUUCUGCUGCCACAUUACUUCUGUCAAAUGUGGAUUCUUCUGCUCCGAAUAAAAGUGCUUCUCAGGAAAAUGGGAAGGCCAGUCCAGGUGGUUCCUCCCUGAAGAGUGUUCCAGAAAGUCAGCAUGGCCUCCCAUUUGAAAAAUGGCUCCUCAUUGGGACCCUGCUCUUUGGUGUUCUGUUCCUAGCCAUAGGCCUUGUCCUCUUGGGUAGAAUGUUCUCAGAAUCUCUCCGCAGGAGGCGCUAUUCAAGACUUGAUUAUUUGAUCAAUGGGAUCUAUGUUGACAUCUAAGGGGGAAACUAGAUGUCUCUUAAUUCAUGUUCUUCCUGGUAGUCCAAACACAGUGACUUUCUACUGACUUGCUGAUCUUAGCAGGAUUUUUGAAGUGUCUUGAAGACAGGCAAAUGCCCCCUACCACUUUCUUUUUGCUUGCUUUUUUAAGACAAUGGGAGAAAGGAAACGAAUUAGGUAAUUUGAGUGAUCUAUCUCCAAAAUAUUCGCUGAAAACAAAGCUCUACCUAAAGUAAUAAAGUAUAAUUGGCAUAUAAAUUGAAAAAUGACUGGCUGUUUGCAAGGAAAAGUGGUUAGGACUUCUAGGCUGCAGUUCAUUAGCAUUUCUGGUUCCAGAUAAAGUCAACUGUUUAUGAUAUUAAUUCUAAUAGAUUUACUUUCCUUUUUAUAUGAAUUCCAAUAAAACUUAUUCCAGAUGUAUUUCCUUCCAAUUAAAUAUUUGAAUAAAUCUUUUGUUACUCAGUAA